AUGGUCUGUCGACAACCUACCUUCCUGCUGGAGGAUCAAAGUGACCUGGCCAACUGGUUGGCUGCCCGAGGCCAUCUCCUCAGUGGUCACGUUGAACUCAUACAAUGGCCUCGUGAAGGUCGGACAGUAGGCGACCACGAAGUCGACUCUGACGCCUGCCACCGAGACUCGCGCUAUCGGUACACUGGCUGUCUUCUCGUUGGUUUCGUUACCUGUCAACACGACAUCAACUGGAACGGAAUCAAGCGGCCCCCUGAGAAAAUCAGACGAGGCCUCCGAAGCCUC
Messenger RNA from Protopolystoma xenopodis, 285 nucleotides. The record is from the annotation of a GenBank genome assembly. Lineage: Eukaryota; Metazoa; Platyhelminthes; Monogenea; Polystomatidea; Polystomatidae.